AUGAUUACUUGUCAGAAACAAUUAAAUGUUGUUUGGAGGGAUGAGUUUGAGGGACAGUCCUUAGAUCGGGACAAAUGGGAUGUCGAAAACGAAUUUGUUAAAACCAAUUGCAAAGACAAUUGGCAACACGAAUUGGACUGUAACCUGGAUCAUCCCAAAAAUCUACAGUCAACGCACGGAUGUUUAGCCAUUACAGCCGCUCGUGAGACCAAUCCUUACAUUUUGUCCAAUAAUAAGAAGUUUAGUUCAGCGAUGAUUACGACAACCAAGAGCUGGACUUAUGGCCGGUUCGAGAUUAGAGCCGCCCUUCCCAACGGGAAAAUGUUGAGACCGGACUUUAAUAUGAUUCCCGCUGCCGGACAGACUAAAUGGGCACUCGAUGGCCAGAUAGAUGUUAUGGCAAAUAUCCAGGACUCUAGUCUGCAUGCCGGUGCCCAUUACGGGUUAAGCCAUAAUGGAGGCCAAAAUGCGUACACCGGCGCUAAAUACAACGCCGUAUCCGUAAACCUGCAGAACUUUCAUACCUAUGCCGUCGAGUGGAAUGAAACACAUAUUCAGUGGUUUUUUGAUCACAAUAAAUAUUCAGGAGAUCUUGAUAUCAAUAAGACGUUAACCACUGAUUAUACCAAAAAAGGACAGCCGUUUGACAAAGCAUUUAAGUUGACCUUAUCGUUAAGUGUGGGCGGGGAUGCAGUUUAUCUGUUCCCGGGAAUGACACUCACGGAGAGUGAUUACAUGUCAUGGAAGUGCUCAGCGAUUAUCAUUGAUUAUGUCCGCGUCUAUGAGUGGGUCGACAACCAUACUGUCCACUGGGGUCAUAUUAGCAGUGUAGGUGACCGCACAUCCAGUGCCGAUAUAUGCGAGUCUGUCAUGUCGUACAUACAAUCGCCUAAUCAUACGGACGGCGACAGUCACACAACUCCCGGACCAAUUGAACCCACGCUUACACUGAGGCUCACACAGAAGCGAUUAAAUAUCGUUAACCAAGAGAUUAGUCUCGACUCUUACGACGACUGCAGAGCCGGAGAUAGUGGUCUGAAAAGGGAUGAGACGUACGAUGAGUAUAGCUAUUGUGCGCCAAAUUACGAGACAGACCUAAAUCCCGUUAACAGGUGUGUUUUAAGCGGACAGACUAUAACUAGCGAAGCGCACUAUCUGACAACGAUAGGGCACUCGUAG
Oppiella nova is the source of this 1179-nucleotide messenger RNA. The record is from the annotation of a GenBank genome assembly. NCBI's taxonomy places the organism in Eukaryota, Metazoa, Arthropoda, Arachnida, Sarcoptiformes, Oppiidae.